Molecule: messenger RNA, 698 nt
Organism: Cebus imitator (Panamanian white-faced capuchin)
Lineage: Eukaryota; Metazoa; Chordata; Mammalia; Primates; Cebidae
Product: snRNA-activating protein complex subunit 1-like
Exons: 3
Coding region: 222-683 (153 amino acids)
Biological process (GO): snRNA transcription by RNA polymerase III; snRNA transcription by RNA polymerase II
Cellular component (GO): snRNA-activating protein complex
Molecular function (GO): sequence-specific DNA binding
Source: RefSeq, a predicted model, not a curated record
GUAAAGUUGAUGCUUUUGGAAGCCGCAUCAUGUUUACCUAGUUGUUGCCUGUGCCUUGGUGUAAAAUUAUCUCUUUGUGCUUGAAUCAUGAAACAAUCGGGUAUGAGAUCCUCAUCAAAUUAUUAACUACUGUUUAAACAAGUAUAUACUUCUGGCUUUUGUUCAUUAUUUAUUCACUUAAUGAGUCGUGAUAUAUUUUCUCAUUGUUUAUUAGUGGCAGAAUGAGAAAUUUAGAAAAGAACAUGUUUACAAAAGAAGCUUUAGCUUUGGCUUGGCGAUAUUUUUUACCUCCAUACACCUUCCAGAUCAGAGUUGGUGCUUUGUAUCUGCUAUAUGGAUUAUAUAACACCCAACUGUGUCAACCGAAACAAAAGAUCAGAGUUGCCCUGAAGGAUUGGGAUGAAGUUUUGAAAUUUCAGCAAGAUUUAGUAAAUGCACAGCAUUUUGAUGCGGCUUAUAUUUUUAGGAAGCUACGACUAGACAGAGCAUUUCACUUUACAGCAAUGCCCAAACUGCUGUCAUAUCGGAUGAAGAAAAAAAUUCACCGCACUGAAGUUACAGAAGAAUUUAAGGACCCAAGUGAUCGUGUGAUGAAACUUAUCACUUCUGAUGUAUUAGAGGUAAAUUUGCUUUUGUGCUCUUGCAAGUUUUUAAAAAUUGUUUUAUUGCCAGCUACAUAUUGAGGUUAUACCUUCAUC